Aspergillus puulaauensis is the source of this 534-nucleotide messenger RNA. RefSeq names its product respiratory supercomplex assembly factor RCF1 (gene rcf1). Gene Ontology annotation, biological process: mitochondrial respirasome assembly. The record is from RefSeq and is a predicted model, not a curated record. The transcript is spliced from 3 exons. Bases 1 to 534 code for a protein of 177 amino acids. NCBI's taxonomy places the organism in Eukaryota, Fungi, Ascomycota, Eurotiomycetes, Eurotiales, Aspergillaceae. Gene Ontology annotation, cellular component: mitochondrion.
AUGAGCGAACCUCUUCCAUCGUCUUUCGACGGCAACCCUCAAUUUGAGGAGGAGACGCCCCUUCAGAAGUUUGGAAGAAGAUUUAAGGAAGAGCCUUUAAUCCCACUAGGAUGUGCCGCAACCUGUUAUGCGCUCUACCGCGCCUACCGAUCGAUGAAGGCCGGCGACUCAGUUGAGAUGAACCGCAUGUUCCGCGCUCGUAUCUAUGCCCAAGCGUUUACUCUCGUCGCCGUGUGUGCUGGAGGAAUGUAUUUCAAGACCGAGCGAAAGGAGCGGAAAGAGUUCGAGCAGGCCCUGGAACUGCAAAAGGCCCAAGAAAAGAAAGACGCCUGGGUGCGUGAGUUGGAGAUUCGAGACAAGGAAGAUAGGGAAUGGAGGCAGCGUCAUGCUGCCAUGGAAGCGGCGGCGAAGGAAGCGGGCAAGAAGCCGACAUCCCCAGAGCACGAUGCAGCUCGCUCUUCUCUUGAGCCUUCCGAAGAGAAGUCUAUUGGAGUGUUGGAUGCUGUGAAGGAACUGAUCGCAAAGCGGAAAUAA